Molecule: messenger RNA, 1179 nt
Organism: Diprion similis
Lineage: Eukaryota; Metazoa; Arthropoda; Insecta; Hymenoptera; Diprionidae
Exons: 2
Coding region: 1-1179 (392 amino acids)
Cellular component (GO): mitochondrion; cytoplasm
Molecular function (GO): deoxynucleoside kinase activity; nucleic acid binding
Source: RefSeq, a predicted model, not a curated record
AUGAUAGAACGUCUGAAUAGGACUUUACUCCAAUAUUUGUCGUCCUUCGUAGAGCAGAAUCAGAGAGAUUGGGACACCUGGAUUCCUUUUUUCCUCCUGUCUUAUAGAUCUGCGAUUCACGAGACGACAAAACAGACGCCCGCUUGUAUGCUUACGGGGAGAAAUCUUCGACUCCCGUCAGAUUUAGAGAAAGGCCCUGUUCCCGUGCAAACUCAACCUCAGACAGAUUAUGCCUCUGAUUUACAACAACGCCUAGAAGAAAUUCAUAAUUUUGCAAGGGAAAGAAUUUCUAUGGCUUCAGAUAAAUUAAAAGCUCGCUACGAUAUACGAGCUAGAGAUUUAAAAUAUAAUCCCGGAGAUUCUGUCUGGCUUUUCCAACCUAGAAGACAGAAAGGAAAAUGUCCAAAACUCCAACGAAACUGGGAAGGUCCAUAUUUAAUAGUUAACCGGAUCAACGAUGUCGUUUACAGGAUCCGAAAAACGCCUCACUCUAAAGAAAAGGUCGUACACCUGGACCGUCUAGCUUCGUUCGAGGAACACACUCGAACGGAAUCACCCGGACCUGGAACAUCCUCCCAGUCUUUGAUUGAUUGGGAACAUAACCUUCCCUUCGGAAUUUCACUCCAUAAGAAGAAGUCACUUUCUAUUAUCAUCGAAGGGAAUAUCGGAUGCGGGAAGACAACCUUUACUAAAAGAUUCUUGUCGGACCCUCAGGUUUGCACCCUAUUAGAACCCCUCGAUCAGUACCGUGAUGUUGCCGGAGUCAACUUAUUACAAUUGAUGUAUGAAGACCCAAAUAGAUAUUGCUACCAGUUCCAGCAUCACGUUCAACAAGUUAUGUACGAUAGACAUCUUCUUUUAACCUCUCGGCCUGUCAAAAUUAUGGAAAGGUCGAUGUUUAGCGGCGAUUGUUUUAUCGAAACUCAUCGCAGGUUAGGAAAUCUUCGAGAUUUCGAGGCUCAUCUACUCAGAAAAAAUUCCGCUCUUCUCAUUCAAGCGUUCCAACUCGGAGUAGAUUUAAUAGUUUAUUUGCGAGUUUCCCCAGAAACCUCUUUUGUUCGGAUUAAUUCUCGUGCACGCAAGGAAGAAACAGAGAUUCCUCUGCAAUUGCUUAGAACUAUUCAUGAAGUUCAUGAAGAUUGGUUGGAGGCAUUUUUUCUUCCUUACCUGCCCCCGUGA